ACUGGAUACUGCAAAAACUCAUUUGAAUCAAUCAGCAGCAGCGCGAAUUGCUACUGUCACCCUGCUCCAGUGCCCUCUCUCUCUCCCUGCAACUCGUCUCCUUCCGCUUCAAUCAAUGGCGGUUCCUCUCUUCAACCUCGCUCAAAAUUUAACAGUUUCAAGGCUCUGUUUAGGAACCAUGACGUUUGGCGAGCAGAACACGAUGCAUCAAUCCUUUCGCCUCCUCGAUGAAGCUUUUCAUGCCGGAAUCAACUUCUUCGAUUCCGCUGAAAUGUAUCCGGUGCCCCAACGGGCCGAUUCUCAGGGGAGGAGUGAGGAGUACUUGGGCCUUUGGAUUAAAGAAAGGAAGGUCCCUCGCGAUCGAGUUGUCGUUGCAACCAAGGUUGCUGGGCCUUCUGGGCAGAUGACUUGGAUUCGAGAUGGACCAAAGUGCUUGGAUGCUAAGAAUAUUACUGAAGCCAUUGAUAGUAGCUUAUGCCGAAUGAAACUGGACUACAUUGAUCUCUAUCAAAUUCAUUGGCCUGAUCGGUAUGUUCCAAUGUUUGGUGAAACCGAGUAUGACUCUACUCGUCAAUUCAGUUCAAUAAGGAUAGAGGAACAACUUGAUGCCCUUGGCAGAGCUGUUGCUGCUGGCAAGAUUAGAUACAUUGGACUCAGUAAUGAAACACCAUACGGCGUCAUGAAGUUUCUUGAGGUUGCUAAGAGUAAUAUUCCCUAUCCAGAGAUAAUAUCAGUGCAGAACUCAUACAACUUGCUUUGCCGAAGUUUUGAUUCUGGACUAGCUGAAUGCUGUCACCAUGAGGGAAUAAGCUUACUAGCAUACAGUCCCCUUGCAAUGGGUAUACUUUCUGGGAAGUACUUUGCAUCUGAUGGAGCACCCCCAGAUGCUCGCUUCAAUAUGUUCAAAGGAAGGUAUUCAGAAGGGGAAUCAAGAUACAACCUCCAUAGUCAAGACAUAACAACAGCUGCUAGGGAAUACAUAAACAUUGCAGAUAAAUUUGGGCUACACCCGGUAACUCUUGCAAUCGCAUUUGUUUUAAGACGCCCUCUUGUUGCAAGUGCUGUGUUUGGAGCUACCAAGUCGUGGCAGUUGCAGGAGGUACUGAAGGCAUGUUCCGUUCACCUUCCAUCAGAAGUAAUUGCUGAAAUCGACAAGGUCCAUUCCAGGUUCCCAAACCCUUGCCCUUGAUAAGUGAUUAAGCCAAAUUGACACGAAAUGGAGAUGGGCUUCUGCCACGUAGCCACGAAAGAGGUGUAGUCGGUAGUCUUUGAUUGUUGCUAGUGUCAUACGGUUGAUAAACAAACAAACUUACCUCUCAAAACCAUGGUCCAUAAAAUCGUACCGGAGAUCGUACCGGAAAAGUCAGCGGUAGGAUAUUUUAUGACAAAACCGUGGUUUAAUCGUAAUUCAACCAUUAGUACCGUUAAAUACCGCCUACCUGUUUAGCCUCCGAUACUGGUAUUUUGUGGUUGAACCGCUAGUACGGUACAGUUUCAUGGACCAUGCUCAAAACGAUG
This is a messenger RNA of Linum tenue, 1518 nucleotides long. The record is from the annotation of a GenBank genome assembly. Lineage: Eukaryota; Viridiplantae; Streptophyta; Magnoliopsida; Malpighiales; Linaceae.